GAGGCAAAGAAGAAGAAGGACUUCCCUCAAAUCCCGGAAAGGCUAAAGUUAGCUUGCAGCUAGGUUAGCAUUAACUCCUUUUUUGUUAUUGUACCUUGUACUCUCACUGCGGCGAUGGAUGAGGACUGAAUAGACUCUUCUGUUCACCGUCUCGCUGCUGGUCUGACGGAGGGGCAUCAGUCAUGUAUGCCUCGGGGAAGUACAGCUCUCGGGGCCCUGCUCUAAUCCCGCGAAUGAAAACCAAACAUCGCAUCUACUACAUCGCCCUCUUCUCCGUUGUGCUGCUCGGACUGAUUGCCACCGGGAUGUUCCAGUUUUGGCCUCAUUCUAUUGAGUCCUCAGCCGAAUGGACACUUGAAAAGGGGAGCGUGCAUGACGCUCCUCUUAUCCGACUUCCUGCAUCCAGCCCCAUACCUGAGAGGGGGGACCUAAGCUGUCGGAUGCAUACAUGUUUUGAUGUAUAUAGAUGUGGCUACAAUCCGAAGAACAAAAUCAAGGUCUACAUCUAUGCUCUUCAGAGGUUUGUGGAUGAAUUUGGAGUUCCCAUCAGCAGCACUGGACUGUCACGAGAAUACAACGACCUGCUCAGUGCAAUCUCAGACAGUGACUUUUACACGGAUGAUGUUACCAGAGCCUGCCUGUUCAUUCCAUCUAUUGAUGUGCUCAAUCAGAACUCCCUUCGUAUCAGAGAGACUGCCCAGGCCCUGGCAAUGCUACCCAGAUGGGACAAAGGGAUGAAUCAUUUGCUUUUCAACAUGUUACCUGGAGGUCCACCUGACUACAACACAGCUCUGGAUGUCCCUCGAGACAGAGCCCUUUUGGCAGGAGGUGGUUUCUCCACAUGGACCUAUAGACAAGGUUAUGAUGUCAGCAUCCCGGUUUACAGUCCUCUUUCUGCAGAUGUUCAGCUGCCUGAACGACAGCCUGGGCCAAGGCGCUACUUCAUUCUGUCCUCUCAAACAGCAAUUCACAGAGAGUAUCGUGCUGAACUGGAGCGUUUGAAGGAAGAAAAUGGAGAAGCGCUGCUCCUGCUUGACAAGUGCAGCAACCUUUCUCAGGGAGCUGCCUCCGCACGGAAGCGUUGUUGCAAAGGGCAAGUGUAUGACUACCCACAGAUCCUGCAGGAGUCAUCUUUCUGUGUGGUUUUGCGAGGGGCACGCUUGGGUCAAGCUGCUCUCAGUGAUGUGCUGCAGGCUGGCUGUGUCCCUGUCAUCCUGGCCGACUCCUACAUUCUUCCAUUCUCUGAAGUGCUUGACUGGAAAAGAGCGUCUGUGGUUAUUCCAGAGGAAAAAUUGUCAGAGAUGUACACCAUCCUGAAGAGCAUUCCUCAUAGACAAGUCGAGGAAAUGCAGAGACAGGCCCGUUGGUUCUGGGAAGCCUACUUCAGCUCCAUGAAAGCUAUCGGCUUGACCACGCUCCAGAUCAUCAAUGACCGCAUUUACCCAUAUGCUGCACGUACUUAUGAGCAAUGGAACAAUCCACCUGUUGUGAAGUGGUCCAGCGUAAACAGCCCACUUUUCCUUCCACUUAUCCCACCGAGAGCUCCGGGGUUCACAGCCGUCGUGCUCACCUACGAUCGCAUCGAGAGUCUUUUCCGGGUCAUCACGGAGAUUUCCAAGGUGCCGAGUUUGGCUAAAUUGUUGAUAGUUUGGAAUAAUCAGAACAAGAGUCCUCCUGAAGAGUCUCUUUGGCCAAAGGUCGGCGUUCCUCUGAAAGUGGUGCGAACCAAGGAAAACAAACUGAGCAACCGCUUCUUCCCAUACGACGAGAUCGAAACAGAAGCCGUGCUGGCGAUUGAUGAUGACAUCAUCAUGCUAACAUCUGAUGAAUUGCAGUUUGGCUACGAGGUGUGGAGGGAGUUCCCCGACAGGCUGGUGGGCUACCCGGGCCGGCUGCACCUCUGGGACCACGAAAUGGGGAAGUGGAAGUACGAGUCGGAGUGGACCAACGAGGUUUCCAUGGUUCUGACCGGCGCUGCCUUUUACCACAAGUACUUCAAUUAUUUGUACACAUACAAGAUGCCCGGAGACAUUAAGAACUGGGUGGACGCUCACAUGAACUGUGAAGAUAUUGCAAUGAACUUCCUCGUGGCAAACAUCACAGGCAAAGCCCCGAUAAAGGUGACCCCAAGGAAAAAGUUCAAGUGUCCUGAAUGUACUGCCAUCGACGGCCUGUCUCUGGAUCAGACACACAUGGUGGAGAGGUCCGAGUGCAUCAACAAGUUUGCUUCGGUUUUCGGGACGAUGCCUCUGAAGGUGGUGGAGCACCGUGCAGACCCAGUGCUCUACAAAGACGACUUCCCAGAGAAACUCAAGAGCUUUCCGAACAUCGGCAGCCUGUGACCCAGCUGCAGCAAACCCACGGACAUCUCAGAGUCUCAGCACGGCGAGAGAGUCAUCGUCAGCUACGUCCUUCAAGUCAAGAUGCCAGUUCGAACCACAAAAUCCACUUUCCCCAUCUCAUUUUGAGUGACUUUCAGUUACUUGUUGGAACAUUCAUUUGCAGUACAGAACAAUCCCAAAUGCUCACGUGCGUAAACACAUUGUUAGCUUGGAAAGUAUUAGAUAAGAGCACGGCGUCAAACGUAUUAGCAACGCUGACGUUGCAUGAAGCGCCGCUGAGGGUUCGGUGAUCGGAGUCGGGUUAACUUGGUCUCACUGUUACUGUUUUGGAGCCGAACACUUGAGCCUCCAGCUGCUCUGGAUUCAGCUUGCGUGUUGUAUCUGCUUAUAUUUCGCAGCGGUGCUGUAUGAUAUAACUUAUAAUGCUUUUAACAAACAUUUUCUCAUAUUUUUUCCUAUUUGAUUUCCCAAAAUCAGACGCACGCUUUAUGUUCAGCUGUAAAGCAAGAAAAGAAAAAGAAAAAAAAACAUACAAGUGAUAAAUGAAGCAGACAUAUCGAUGUAGGCUUUAUUCACAGUGUGAUGGAUUGUGAUGACACACAGAUGUUGAACAGUAAAGGUUUCAUAAUGUGUUCUCUAUUACACAAUCAUGUCAGACCAUUAGACAAAGCAGGUGUCAUAAAUCUAAUAUUUAGAGUGAUCACUGCUGGUUUUGGGGAAAAUAUCUGAGCUACUGAUUUUUUUUUUGUAAAUGUACUUUUAUACUGUCAGAGCAAACAUUUCAUUCUAUGUAUAUAUCUGUCUGAAUAUAGAUAUCUAUAAGAAGAUUUUGCGUGAAUUAUGCACCAAAUCCUUUCAGUUAUGUCUGAUCACUUCAUCUGCAUAUCACUAAUCAUCUGCCUUACAUUCAACCAAUUAUUAGUAAUAAUUAAGGGACAAUUCUGAGAUUAUUUCCAUGAAGUAAUUUUUUCCAUUGUUCUUAUGUUGAUGUUUUGUUGUUAGUCAUUUCAUGUCAGUAUUUAGACCGUAACGCUGAGUAUGUUGCAGUCUUUAAAAUGUAUCAUCGCCUUCUGGUGUUUUUAUUUUCCCGUUGUUUUCACAAUGCCAUGGAAUUUCAUGUGACUUUAUGUAUGACUUUAUAAUACACUACAAGUAAAGACCAA
Molecule: messenger RNA, 3505 nt
Organism: Poecilia reticulata (guppy)
Lineage: Eukaryota; Metazoa; Chordata; Actinopteri; Cyprinodontiformes; Poeciliidae
Gene: ext2
Product: exostosin glycosyltransferase 2
Cellular component (GO): membrane
Molecular function (GO): glycosyltransferase activity
Source: RefSeq, a predicted model, not a curated record